AUGCCGCUUCUCUCUUCCACUCUGUCCAGCUCCUCUCGCCAGCCUUUCGUGCUUCUGCAGUCCUCUAUCGCCCAGUCAUGUCUACCCGUGCUGUCUUAUAUCACCAACCAAGCUGCGUUAGGUUCUGGGACCACACUGCUGUUUUGCUUUCUCUAUCCACCAUUGGCCUUUGCAGACCAACCACACGAGCAAUUACGCGUGUUUGACUGGACGGAACACAUCCCCGGAUACAGUGAGGAUACUUUUGAAGCGAGAGCAGAGAUUCUAUCUGCUUUGCGCUCAGCACCGCAAGGGUUGUUGAGCGUGAUCAUUGAUUCGGUCGACACCCUACUCUCUGACGUCGGUUCGCUCGCGAAGACACACCUCUUCCUUUCGGAAAUUUACGCCACGAUACGUGCACGAAGUAGUCCGUCCCGUCUCGUCUUACACGUCCUCGGGCCAAGCCCAAUCAUCCCCAUCCUUACUCAAACCAAAUUCUCGCCAACCCUCGCGCAUAUAACCGCCCACCCGUCCGUCCUCCUGACGCACAUCGCCUCCGAGUACCUCACCCCCCCGCCACCCGCGUCCCCACCCGAAAAGUUCUGGCGUGUCUUCCUCCCCAUCGCCGAGCGCUACUACGAAUCGGAGAAGCUGGUAUUUGGCCAGGACGGCGAGGGCUGUGGCGGCCGCGACUUCGUGGUGGAGGUGCUCGUACGUGGCGCGGACGGCUCGGGGCGACGGAGAGGCGUCGAACGCGUGCUGGAAGGCUGGGCGGAUAGCAGAUCGUGUGAUCUUACUGGUUUGGAGAGUCUAAAGUCCCUGUGGACUCGCAAGGCUGCUGAAGAGAGCGGACCCGACCCAACCCAAAAUCUAUCUUUCAAUUUGAACUUGACUCCCCAACAGCAGCACUCUCGCGCUCAGGUGCCUCUCCCGUAUGCGCACGAAGGCAAGCCUUCGGAGCAUACAGCAAUGCUCGUGACACAAGGCGCCAUCCUCUACGAUCCCGAUUCCGCAGAUGACAUCGACGACGAUGAUCCAGACGAAGACUUGGACAUUUAG
Messenger RNA from Sparassis crispa, 1038 nucleotides. RefSeq lists its product as hypothetical. The record is from RefSeq and is a predicted model, not a curated record. Gene Ontology annotation, cellular component: cytosol; elongator holoenzyme complex; nucleus. Gene Ontology annotation, molecular function: tRNA binding. Gene Ontology annotation, biological process: tRNA wobble uridine modification. The coding region runs from base 1 to 1038 and encodes 345 amino acids. Lineage: Eukaryota; Fungi; Basidiomycota; Agaricomycetes; Polyporales; Sparassidaceae. The transcript has 5 exons.